AUGUCUGCAGACAUAGAAAGUGUUGUUUUGGACAAGAUCCGUAUCGGUAAUAAAUUUGCUUUGCAACUUGAUGAGUCUACUGAUAUUAGUGGGCAUGCUCAACUCUUGGCUAAUGUGCAACUCUGGCAGCAACAUGUUGGAAAUGGCAAUCUUGAAAUGUUCCCACUCACCAAUAAAUGUCAAGGUGUUAAUACUGCUGCACUGUGUGAGGUAAUAGUUAAACAUUUGAAAAUUCUUGAGCAGAAGAUAUCAUUUUAUUUCUCUUUAGUCACCACAGAGUACCUUGACUGGGUUAGGGAUCCAUUCAGCUCAGCAUCAGCUUUUGGAAUGGACAUGACUUUGCAGGAGCAGGAGGAACUAACUGAACUGAAACAAGAUCGUUGUCUCAAGCUAAGCUUUGGUGAUCUACCUUUGGACAGUUUCUGGUUGGCAGCUGCCAAGGAGUUCCCCAUGCUGGCCCACAAAGCUAUUUUGACAUUGCUCCCAUUUUCCACAACAUAUCUGUGUGAGGUGAGCUUUUCAAGCCUGACUGCUAUAAAAACUAAAAACAGAGAAAGACUUAGGGCUGUUGAUGAAGAGCUUCGUGUGUGCCUUUCAUCGAUUCCUGCCAGGAUAUCUGCUCUGUCUUCAUUCAAACAGCCCCAGGUUUCACACUGA
Molecule: messenger RNA, 657 nt
Organism: Styela clava
Lineage: Eukaryota; Metazoa; Chordata; Ascidiacea; Stolidobranchia; Styelidae
Source: RefSeq, a predicted model, not a curated record